CCAUACACUACUUAAAACCAGCUGGUCCAGUGGCCAGUAUCAAAAGAAUAGUCCCCUCCCGCCCCGGAGUCGGUCACUGGCGAAGUCAGAGGCUGAAUCCGGGGUGGGCGUGCCUGAACCCUUGUGGAUAGGGGCACGUAAAAAGAGUUUCCCAGUUUCCCAAUGAAUAGCCAGGGUAACACUGAAGCGACUAACGUCGUAUUGAUUACUAGGCCGGCAGUUCAGUUUUAAAAUAACGCAUUACUGUCAGUCGCCGAGUUCACCCAACUGUGACUAUUUCAAAUAGACACAGUAACAGGAUCCACAACCGGAGACGUAAGCACAGACGUAAUUUGCAUUAUUAAAAAAGAUCCACAACCGGAGACGGCGUAAGCACAGACGUAAUUUACAUUGGUAUGACUCAUUGGGUAAAAAAAAACAUGACAAAGGAUAGCUUUGAUGAGUGAUGUCAGGUUGAGGGGAUUCCCCGUUUAGGUGAUUUCCCGCUCCGUAAUUCCCCACCAUCACAGUACGAACAGCUCUCAUAGUCUUUGUGUGUUGUCAGUUGUAAGCAUCAACAUGCCAAUCUUUCCGCAAUCCCACGUCUCUACCAGCCUGAAGAUGAAUACAGUAAAAGUAACCGUUGUCGUGGUAAUACUGUUAAACGUGGUGGCGGCAUUAACGGCUAUCACACUAGCUUGGUCCUCCUCGCAGUUGAACGGCGGCGAUGACGAUACGUUUCUCACGUGCUUACGCUGCCACGACGUCGACGACGCCUGUGCUAUACGGAGACGUGACAAGAACGGCGUGACCGUGUGUUGUGUCCGAAACACUGAAGAACUGAACGAUCUGAUGAGAAAGAUGUAUUUGUCACUACAGAAAAACUUCACUAGUUCUAGAUCAAGUCUGAAGAAGAAGAAACGAGCGAAAAGCACAAACCCAGACGUGUCGUUUCUGAGUGCCAUUAAGCCAAUUGUCCAUAUGCAAGGACUUGGAGACGCAGAAAAAAUAAAUGAUACUUCACUGCGCAUGAUCAGGAACUGGAACAACAAAUCCCCGUCAUGCCCUCUGACCCUCAUUUGCAACUCCAUGAAGUACGAAAAUGGCGCCAUUACAAUUCCGACAAAGGGAAGCUAUCACAUUUACAGCCACGUGACUUUCAGCCAGAAUGCGGACUUGCAGUGGCCGAACGUGUCCCAUUCGUACGAGCACAAAGUGUUGAGGUACAACGCCAGGGACAAGGUGGAGGAGGACCUGGUGAGCAGCAGCCAGUCGCAUUGCGAGACGAUAUACAAGGUUCCGUACAAGGAAUAUCCCACCUACAGCAGCACAGUGGUGUCUCUCAACCCAGGAGACACAGUCUACGUCAAAGCUAAUCAUUUUAACAGUUUGAUGGUAAACAGAGAUAAACAUUAUUUUGGGGUACAUUUAAUUUGGUAAGGUUUUGUAGAUUUCAUCCAACUGGAAAAUAUUUGUAAAUUAAUUGAGGUCACGGCACUAGGUUUAUUGGCAUUUAAGCAAACGUACUUGGGUGACACUCCAUAAUUGAUGUAUGUAUUCAUAGUCGUCAAACAAAAACAUUCCAAUUGACAUUUUUCCUGAAAGCUGUCCAGCGUUCAGAAAACAAAAAACCGUUAAGCCCUAGUUUAUUACGAUGUAAGGACAUCGAAAAUGACGUCAUUCGAGUUUGAUGUAAUUUCCAUUCAAAAAUACAGCGCGCCACAUACUCUUAUGUCAUUUGAAUAUCUAGUAAUGGCGGACCU
This is a messenger RNA of Gigantopelta aegis, 1742 nucleotides long. RefSeq lists its product as uncharacterized. Gene Ontology annotation, cellular component: membrane. NCBI's taxonomy places the organism in Eukaryota, Metazoa, Mollusca, Gastropoda, Neomphalida, Peltospiridae. Gene Ontology annotation, molecular function: tumor necrosis factor receptor binding. Gene Ontology annotation, biological process: immune response. The record is from RefSeq and is a predicted model, not a curated record. Bases 559 to 1419 code for a protein of 286 amino acids. The transcript has 4 exons.